GGUUCAAAUAUUGACCAGCAAUCGGCUACAAAACCUUUUAGGGUUUCCUCACUCGAUUUACCGAUACCUCCUAAAUAUCACAAGAAAAUCCAUUCAACCCGAUCCAUCUACUCCCUCAUCUUCACUCCUCCACUGCGGCCACCGUCGACUGUUAAACCCUAGCUCUCAUUCCACAAUGAUUUGUUCAAUUUCCGGCGAGGUGCCGGAAGAACCUGUUGUUUCUAAGUCAUCCGGACUACUUUUCGAGAAGCGAUUGAUCGAAAGACACAUACUGGACUAUGGAAAAUGUCCAGUGACCGGGGAAACCCUAACUACGGAUGAUCUUGUUCCAAUAAAAACUGGCAAGAUAGUGAAACCUAGACCAGUGCAGGCUGCAAGUAUUCCUGGAAUGCUUGGAAUGUUCCAGAAUGAAUGGGAUGCUUUGGUGUUAUCUGCUUUUGCAUCAGAGCAACAAUUACAUACAACAAGGCAAGAGCUUAGUCAUUGUUUAUACCAGCAUGAUUCAGCUUGUCGGGUGAUUGCAAGAUUAAAGAAAGAACUUGAUGAAGCAAGGACAAUGUUGUCAAGUUUAGAAAGACAAGCACCAAUGCCAGCAACAACAGCAGUCUCAUCAAAUGCUUAUGCUAUAAGCAAUGGGAAAAGAGCUGCUACUGAGGAUGAUGAGUUUGGUCCUGAUGGUAAGAAAUUCCGCCCUGGAAUUUCUUCCAGUAUCAUUACCGAAUUAACAGACUGCAAUGCUGCACUUUCACAGCAAAGGAAGAAAAGACAGAUUCCUCCCACAUUGGUUCCAUUGGAUGCUAUUGAGAGGUAUACACAGCUCAAUAGUUACCCUCUUCACAAAACAAACAAAGCUGGAAUUUUAUCUAUUGACAUCCAUCAAUCAAAGGAUCUUAUUGCUACUGGUGGAGUUGAUAUGAAUGCUGUAGUCUUUAAUCGAUCUUCAGGGGAAAUUGUAUCUACACUCAGUGGCCACUCCAAGAAGGUCACAAGUGUCAAGUUUGUGUCCGAUGGUGAGUUGGUUGUUACUGGUUCAGCUGAUAAAACAGUAAGAGUGUGGCAAGGGUCUGAGAAUGGAAACUAUGAUUGUAAGCAUGUCUUAAAGGAUCAUACAGCUGAGGUGCAAGCUGUGACUGUACAUGCUACAAAUAACUAUUUUGUAACAGCCUCUUUAGACAAUUCCUGGUGCUUCUACGAGCUGUCAUCCGGAUUAUGCCUUGCACAGGUUGAAGAUUCAUCUGUAUCCGAGGGCUACACAUCUGCAGCUUUUCAUCCUGAUGGUCUCAUUCUAGGAACUGGCACUUCUGGAUCAAUUGUUAAAAUCUGGGAUGUGAAGAGUCAGGCAAAUGUUGCGAGGUUUGAUGGUCAUGUUGGGGCAGUUACUGCAAUAUCCUUUUCAGAAAACGGUUACUUCCUUGCUACUGCUGCUCAUGAUGGUGUUAAGCUGUGGGAUCUUCGUAAACUGAGAAACUUCAGGACUUUUACACCCUAUGACGAGAACACUCCAACACAAUCUGUGGAAUUUGAUCAUAGUGGAAGUUAUCUGGCAAUAGGAGGUUCAGACAUAAGGGUUUAUCAAGUUGCGAAUGUGAAGUCAGAAUGGAAUUGUAUUAAAACAUUCCCUGAUUUGUCCGGCACAGGUAAGAUAAACAGUGUAAAGUUUGGUCCUGAUGCAAAAUACAUAGCGGUUGGGUCAAUGGAUAGAAACCUUCGGUUGUUUGGUUUGCCUGGAGAAGAAAAUGAUGCUGCAAUGGAAGCCGAAUCUUGAAAAAGUGAUAUGAUUGUUGUUUGUUUAUCUAAGUGGGUCAUUUUGUAUUUUAUUCAGGUGUAGCAUUUUAAAAAUGUCUCUGGAUUUUUUUAUUUAAUGAGACAGAUUAUUUGUGUUUAGAAUUUUGAAGUCAUGUAAGAAUUGAGUUUUAUAUGCAAAACGGAGGCUUUUUUUUUAACAAAAUUUAACUUGUGGAAUGUUUUUGGCCCU
Messenger RNA from Lactuca virosa, 1975 nucleotides. Lineage: Eukaryota; Viridiplantae; Streptophyta; Magnoliopsida; Asterales; Asteraceae. The record is from the annotation of a GenBank genome assembly.